Messenger RNA from Gopherus evgoodei (Goodes thornscrub tortoise), 18753 nucleotides. Its product is annotated as IgGFc-binding protein-like. The transcript has 90 exons. The coding region runs from base 1 to 18630 and encodes 6209 amino acids. Gene Ontology annotation, cellular component: membrane; extracellular matrix. Lineage: Eukaryota; Metazoa; Chordata; Testudines; Testudinidae. The record is from RefSeq and is a predicted model, not a curated record. Gene Ontology annotation, molecular function: protein binding.
AUGCACAAGAAGGUCUACAACAGGGACCAGCAGCAGUGCCGUGUCAAAGUCAAGGAGCUGCAGCAGGCGGGCUGGGGGGCCAACAAUCAAUCCAGUGCUGAUCCACAACCCUGCCACUCUUACAAACAGUCACAAGCUAUCCUCAAUGGAGAGGCACCCCCUCCCAAAAGCACCAUGGAUAUUUCCGAGGAGCCUGAGUCACAGAUUGCUGCCAUGAACAGCGACGAUGAGGAGGUGGAUGAGCAAGAGGAGGAGUAUGGGGGACAGAUAUGCAUAGACUUCUGGUAUCACAUGUUUGGGUCAGAGGAGCUGAAUGAGCUGAAAGUGAUUAUUCAGAAUGAAGGAGUGGAAGAUCUGGUGUGGAGUCAGAAGGGAAACCAGGGUUCUUCUUGGAUCUAUGGUUUCACCACUGUUACUUUUCUGCCUGAGAGAAGGAUAAAGGUCAUUUUUGAGGCUGUUCGAGGAUUAACAGAAUAUGGGGACACAGCUGUGGACAAUGUGGGUGUCAGGAACGGGCCCUGUGCGAUAUUUCAUUCUUCAUCUGCAGAGGCAACCUGCAGUGUGCAUAGUGACCCCCACUAUUACACUUUUGACAAGCAGUCUCACACGUUCAUGGGAAAUUGCACCUACACCCUGUCUAAGCUGUGUGAUGGGAAAAGCACGCUGCCCUACUUCAAUGUGGAAGCAGCAAACGAACACAGAGGAGGCAACAUGCGCGUGUCCUACGUCCAAUAUGUGGAUGUUGAUGUUUAUGACUACAGGAUAACUCUGGGUAAAAACAGGGUUGUUAAGACUUUACACAGGGCCCCCCCAUGGGAGCCCAGGGUUGCCACCUCUGAGGUCCAAAAAAACCAGAACAUGGCGAUGGGCAGCCUGGGCCAGCAAGGACCCACGGAGAAUGCCUGGGUGUCCUUAUCCCUGGCCUCCCGUACAGGCAACACCCUUCAUCCUGCUCCAAGGCAGGCCGUCUCUCUUCUGCCCCAAUGCACAGACUUAGCCAGGGUCCAAACCAAGGGCAACCCCCACAUGGAGGUGAACCUGGAGGGAAAGGUGAACGGAGCCAUUCAGGUACUUCCUGUGGUACUGGGAUCAGGUGUAAAUAUUUCCUUCAGUGGACAGUAUGUCAUGGUUACCACUGCCUUCGGGCUGAGAGUUAAGUUCAAUGGAGAUCAUAGGGCUGAAGUGAUUCUUCCCAGUAUAUACAUGUCUAAAGUCUGUGGCAUGUGUGGAAAUUACAACGGGCACAAAGCAGACGACUUUCUUAACCCAGAUGGAGAGAUGGAAGCAAAUUCGGUCAGCUUGGGCAACAGCUGGCAGAUUUAUAAUGACUCCAGCUGUGUCCCAGAUCUUGGCCAUACCCCAAACUGCUCAGAUGAUGAAACACAAAUGAUCCAAAGCAACAAGUACUGUGGGCUGAUCACAGAUCCAAGUGGCCCGUUCCGGCAGUGCCACUCAGCAGCUGAUCCAUUGGUUUAUUUUGAAGACUGCCUGUAUGAUCUGUCACUGAUUUGUCCAGCCAACAGUCACUAUGAAGCAUGCACGGCAGCCUGCCCUGCUACCUGUGUCAACCCAAUGGCUCCUGCCAGCUGCAGCCUGCCGUGUGUGGAAGGAUGCGUGUGCGACAGUGGUUAUCUUCUUUACAAUGAUGGCUGUGUCCCCAGCAGUCAGUGUGGAUGUUGGUACAAUGGCAAACACUACCCAGUUGGCGCUGAAUUCUGGACCGAUGACACCUGCUCCUCUAAAUGCACAUGUCCCUCUCGGGGGAGCAAAGUAAGCUGCUCUAACGCAGCCUGCCCAGCCGAUUAUUACUGUGGGGUUCAGAACGGGGAACCUGGCUGCUACCGUGAGACUUACGGGAUCUGCCGAGUCCACAACGACCCUCAUUACAACACGUUUGACAAAGCGACUCACCACUUCAUGGGGAAGUGCACCUAUACGUUGGCCAAAGUGUGCACCAACUCCAGCUCUCUGCCUUAUUUCAACGUAGAAGCCAAGAACGAGCAUCGAGGGUACUCUGCAGUGUCCUAUGUGCAGAAAGUCAUGGUGGAGGUUCAUGGUCAACACAUAGAAAUAGUUAAGGCAACACCAAAUCGUGUACUGAUCAAUAAAAUAUGGUCAACUCUCCCCGUAACUACAGCUGGUGGGUCAAUCACAGUGAGCAGGAGCGGACGAUACGUUAUCCUGGAGACAGAUUUCAGACUGAGGGUUUCCUAUGACACCGAUCAUUCGGUGGAAGUGAAGGUGCCCACCACCUAUUUCAACAGGACCUGUGGCAUGUGCGGUAACUUUAACAAUCGGAGAGGGGAUGACUAUAUGAUGCCAGAUGGGCAGCAAGCCAAGAACUCUAAUGAGCUGGGAAACAGCUGGCGUGUUGAGGAUGACGAUCCUUCUUGUGAUGUCAUUGUCCCACCCAGACCCUGCCCUGCAGACCAGGAGAACCUCUACAGAACAGACAGAUUCUGUGGCCUGAUAACCAAGAGGCCUGGCCCCUUUGGGAUCUGCCACUCCGUGAUCAAUCCUGAGAGCAUCUUUGAGAGCUGUGUCUAUGACCUCUGUGCGCUGAAUGGGAAUGAGCAGCUCUUGUGUAACGCUCUGGCGACUUACGCUGAUGCAUGUCAGGAAGCUGGAGUGACUCUCCCCCAGUGGAGAAAUGCCACCUUCUGCUUAGCAGCAAGCAACUGCAGUAAACCUUGUGUAGAGGGAUGUGAGUGCAACAGCGGGUUUGUUCUCAGCGGUGGACAGUGUGUUUCCAUGGGCAAUUGUGGCUGCCUCUAUAAAGACAAAUAUUAUGAGAAAGGGGAAACUUUCUGGGAAACAAACUGUGAAGGCCAAUGUAACUGUGCAGGAAACAACACCAUAGUCUGCAGUCCAAAGACAUGUGAAGCAAGCAAAAUUUGCAAGGUGCAGAAUGGAAUCUUGGGAUGUUAUCCAUUGGACAUCAACACCUGCCACAUCUAUGGGGAUCCACACUACAUAACUUUUGAUGGGAGACUGUACCAUUUCCAGGGUGGAUGCAAUUAUACAAUAGUUGAGACAUGCACAAAUUCUUCUGAGCAGUUCUCAGUGACAACCAGGAAUGAACACAGAGGAAGCCAGGCCUGGACUGCUUUGAACUCAGUAGCUGUCACAUUGAAAAACAUUCACAUUGCUUUGAGAAAAAACAAAGAGGUCCAUGUGAAUGGAAUUCAAGUUGAUCUUCCUGUGACUCUGCAUCCUGGAAUUACAGUAGCUGUAAGAGGACCCUAUGUGGUCAUUGAUACCUCUGUUGGCAUUCAGGUGAAGUUUGAUGGUGACCAACAGCUUUUUGUUCAUGCUGAUGAAAGCUUUAAGGGGCAGCUGUGUGGCCUGUGUGGCACAUACACUGACAACCAGCUGGAUGAUUUCCUAAGACCAGACAGAGUCCUGGAACAGGAUUCAAAUAAUUUUGGCAAUAGCUGGCAAGUGAAGGAUGACAAUUGGAUCAGCCACCAAUUCCACUGCGGAGCCUUCGACAUCAUUCACUACCACGGACGUGACAGUCAGUCUCUGACAGCUUGGAUUGGAAACGACACCGGGGGCCAACCUCCUCAGCAAACACAGGACCCUCGUACGACCACACUACAGGAGAUCCUCCUGGAGGGGGUGCGGGGUGAAGAUUUCCGCAGUGACGUAGCAGUGGAUGAUGUAUCUCUCGUAGACGGAUAUUGCCCAGAAGAGUCCUGUGUGGUGUCAGGGGACCCUCACUACUACACCUUUGAUAAACAAACCCAUCACUUCAUGGGGACCUGCGCCUACACCCUGUCCAAGCUGUGUGAUGGGAACAGCAGCCUGCCCUACUUCAAUGUGGAAGCAGCGAAUGAGCACAGAGGAGGCAACACUCGCGUGUCCUAUGUCCAAUAUGUGGAUGUUGAUGUUUAUGGCCUGAGGAUAACACUAGAGAAAGGGGGAGUCGUGAAGGUAAAUGGAAAGGGAGAGAUCGUCAUCCCCUUUGCCCCAUCGUCGGGUGUGCAAAUCUCCUCCAGCGGGCUUUAUGUCGUGGUCAGCACAGAUUUUGGGUUGACCGUGAAGUUUGAUGGGAACCAUCGAGUGGAAGUGACUCUUUGGAGCUCCUUCAAAGGAAAAGUUUGUGGGAUGUGUGGGAACUACAACGGGAACGCAGCAGACGACUUUCUGAAUCCAGAUGGGGUGCUGGAGCCAGACUCUACCAGCCUUGGCAACAGCUGGCAGGUCUCCAAUCACACCAGUUGUCUUCCAGGAACGGGCCAUGAUCCAGUCUGCGACGAGAGUGAUAGGCAAAUCAUUGCCAGCAGUGCUUUCUGUGGUCUCCUGACAGAUGCGAAUGGCCCAUUUAAAAAGUGCCACCGGGUGCUAGAUCCUACCAUUUACUUCAGCAGCUGCUUUUAUGACCAGUGUGAAUUGCGAAUGGAUCCUGACUCCCUCUGCAAGAGUCUGCAGUCUUACGCGGAUGCCUGUCGGUCUAGGGGAGCUGAGAUAGAUGCUUGGAGGAAUGCUACCUUCUGUCCAAUUGACUGUCCAGCCAACAGUCACUAUGAAGCAUGCACAGCAGCCUGCCCUGCCACCUGUGUCAACCCGAUGGCUCCUGCCAGCUGCAGCCUGCCGUGUGCGGAAGGAUGCGUGUGCGACAGUGGUUAUCUUCUCUACAACGAUGGCUGUGUCCCCAGCAGUCAGUGCGGGUGCUGGCACAAUGGCGAACACUACCCUGUUGGCGCUGAAUUCUGGACCGAUGACACCUGCUCCUCUAAAUGCACAUGUCCCUCUCGGGGGAGCAAAGUAAGCUGCUCUAACGCAACCUGCCCAGCCGAUUAUUACUGUGGGGUUCAAAACGGGGAACCUGGCUGCUACCGUGAGACUUACGGGAUCUGCCGAGUCCACAACGACCCUCAUUACAACACGUUUGACAGAGAGACUCACCACUUCAUGGGGGUCUGCACCUACACGCUGGCCAAAGUGUGCAGCAACUCCAGCUCUCUGCCUUAUUUCAACGUAGAAGCCAAGAACGAGCAUCGAGGGUACUCUGCAGUGUCCUAUGUGCAGAAAGUCCUGGUGGAGGUUUAUGGACAACACAUAGAAAUUCUCAGAAACCAUCCGAGCCAAGUGCUGGUCAAUGAAGUGUUAACAACCCUUCCUGUCCGCGCAGCUGGUGGGUCAAUCACAGUGAGCAGGAGCGGACGAUACGUUAUCCUGGAGACAGAUUUCAGACUGAGGGUUUCCUAUGACACCGAUCACUCGGUGGAAGUGAAGGUGCCCACCACCUAUUUCAACAGGACCUGUGGCAUGUGCGGUAACUUUAACAAUCGGAGAGGGGAUGACUAUCUGAUGCCAGAUGGGCAGCAAGCCAAGAACUCUAAUGAGCUGGGAAACAGCUGGCGUGUUGAGGAUGACGAUCCUUCUUGUGAUGUCAUUGUCCCACCCGAACCCUGCCCUGCAGACCAGGAGAACCUCUACAGAACAGACAGAUUCUGUGGCCUGAUAAGCAAGAGGCCUGGCCCCUUUGGGAUCUGCCACUCCGUGAUCAAUCCUGAGAGCAUCUUUGAGAGCUGUGUCUAUGACCUCUGUGCGCUGAAUGGGAGUGAGGCGCUCCUGUGUAGCGCUCUGGCGACCUACGCUGAUGCGUGUCGGGAAGCUGGGGUGAUGCUCCCCCCCUGGAGAAAUGCCACCUUCUGCCCUCCCACGUGCUCUGCUCCCAACAGCCACUACGAACCUUGUAUGACUGCCUGCCCUGCCACGUGUCUGGACCGCCUCGCCCCCGAGAACUGCAGCAAGCCCUGUGUCGAGGGCUGCGCGUGUAAUUCUGGAUUUCUUCUCAGCGGAGGCGCCUGUGUGCCGGAGGCCAAGUGCGGCUGUAUGUUCCAGGACAGAUACUACAGCGAAGGAGAGAGCGUUGUGACGGAGAACUGCACGAGCCGGUGUGAGUGUCUGGGAAAUGGCAACAUGACGUGCAGUGAGCUGUCUUGUGGUCCAGAUGAGAUCUGCAAGAUUCAAAGUGGCCUGCGGGGAUGUUAUCCAGCCGGCAUCGCUAUCUGCCACAUCUACGGUGACCCACACUACACCACCUUUGAUGGGAAACUUCACCACUUCCAGGGUGCCUGCAACUACACCGUGGUGGAGACCUGCGAUAACGCCUCUGGCAGCUUUAGGGUAACCACCCGAAAUGAACACCGGGGCAGCCCCAGCUGGACAGCCAUUAACUCCGUCGCCCUCACUCUGGAUGGCGUUCACAUUGCGCUCGGGAAGAAAGGAAUUGUCUACAUUAAUGGUGCCCUGGCCUCUCUCCCUGAAACUCCUCUUCCUGGAGUGACCGUUUCACUCAUCGGACGCUACGUACAAGUUACGACCAACCUGGGCGUCCAGCUGCAGUUCAAUGGGGACCACGAGCUCUUUGUAAGAGUGACUGAGAAGUACAAAGGGAGACUGUGCGGAUUGUGUGGGAUGUACACGGGGACCCAGCAGGACGACUUCAGGAGACCUGAUGGGGUCGUGGUGGCAGACUUCAACGAAUUUGGAGCCAGCUGGAGGGUGCCUGACGACGAGUGGCCUUGCAAUUCAACUAUCGUCCUGCCUGUAACGUGCGCUCCCUCCGGGCAGCAGGCAGCCGAGGAACGGUGCAGAAUCCUAACGGACCACGAGGGCCCAUUCUCACCGUGCCGUUCUGCGGUGCCUCCCGCCCUGUACUUUGAGAGCUGUGUCUAUGACCAGUGUGCCGCAGGAGGAAGCUCUGAGCAGCUCUGCAAUGCUCUGGAAUCCUAUGCGGCAGCCUGUGCAGCGGCAGGAAUCGCUCUGGGAGAAUGGGCGGCAGACACUAUCUGCGCAGCCACCACUUCCACUGCGGAGCCUUCGACAUCAUUCACUACCACGGACGUGACAGUUCCCUCAGCUCAUUGUAACAUGUCCUGUUCAUUUGACACUGACUUCUGUGACUGGACACAGUCAGUCUCUGACAGCGUGGAUUGGAAACGACACCGGGGGCCAACCUCCUCGGCAAACACAGGACCCUCCUACGACCACACUACAGGAGAUGGUUACUUCAUCUACCUGCAAGGAAGCCAGGCCAGCUCUGGAGCUGUGGCUCACUUGGAGAGUCCUGUGUGCAGUGCCAAUGGAACCUAUUGUUUCCGCUUCUGGUAUCACAUGUACGGAGUGGCUCAUGCAAUGGCACUGAGAGUUUAUGUCACUGAGGAUGCAGCGCCACGUCUGGUCUGGUCAGAGACAGGAAAUAAGGGCGAUAGGUGGAACUUGGCAGCAGUCACUGUGUAUAACAGAGGAGAUAUGCGGAUCCUCCUGGAGGGGGUGCGGGGUGAAGAUUUCCGCAGUGACGUAGCAGUGGAUGAUGUAUCUCUCGUAGACGGAUAUUGCCCAGAAGAGUCCUGUGUGGUGUCAGGGGACCCUCACUACUACACCUUUGAUAUACAAACCCAUCACUUCAUGGGGACCUGCGCCUACACCCUGUCCAAGCUGUGUGAUGGGAACAGCAGCCUGCCCUACUUCAAUGUGGAAGCAGCGAAUGAGCACAGAGGAGGCAACACUCGCGUGUCCUAUGUCCAAUAUGUGGAUGUUGAUGUUUAUGGCCUGAGGAUAACACUAGAGAAAGGGGGAGUCGUGAAGGUAAAUGGAAAGGGAGAGAUCGUCAUCCCCUUUGCCCCAUCGUCGGGUGUGCAAAUCUCCUCCAGCGGGUUUUAUGUCGUGGUCAGCACCGACUUUGGGUUAACCGUGAAGUUUGAUGGGAACCAUCGAGUGGAAGUGACUCUUUGGAGCUCCUUCAAAGGAAAAGUUUGUGGGAUGUGUGGGAACUACAACGGGAACGCAGCAGACGACUUUCUGAAUCCAGAUGGGGUGCUGGAGCCAGACUCUACCAGCCUUGGCAACAGCUGGCAGGUCUCCAAUCACACCAGUUGUCUUCCAGGAACGGGCCAUGAUCCAGUCUGCGACGAGAGUGAUAGGCAAAUCAUUGCCAGCAGUGCUUUCUGUGGUCUCCUGACAGAUGCGAAUGGCCCAUUUAAAAAGUGCCACCGGGUGCUAGAUCCUACCAUUUACUUCAGCGGCUGCUUUUAUGACCAGUGUGAAUUGCGAAUGGAUCCUGACUCCCUCUGCAAGAGUCUGCAGUCUUACGCGGACGCCUGUCGGUCCAGGGGAGCUGAGAUAGAUGCUUGGAGGAAUGCUACCUUCUGUCCAAUUGACUGUCCAGCCAACAGUCACUAUGAAGCAUGCACAGCAGCCUGCCCUGCCACCUGUGUCAACCCGAUGGCUCCUGCCAGCUGCAGCCUGCCGUGUGCGGAAGGAUGCGUGUGCGACAGUGGUUAUCUUCUCUACAACGAUGGCUGUGUCCCCAGCAGUCAGUGCGGGUGCUGGCACAAUGGCAAACACUACCCUAUUGGCGCCGAAUUCUGGACCGAUGACACCUGCUCCUCUAAAUGCACAUGUCCCUCUCGGGGGAGCAAAGUAAGCUGCUCUAACACAGCCUGCCCAGCCGAUUAUUACUGUGGGGUUCAGAACGGGGAACCUGGCUGCUACCGUGAGACUUACGGGAUCUGCCGAGUCCACAACGACCCUCAUUACAACACGUUUGACAGAGAGACUCACCACUUCAUGGGGGUCUGCACCUACACGCUGGCCAAAGUGUGCAGCAACUCCAGCUCUCUGCCUUAUUUCAACGUAGAAGCCAAGAACGAGCAUCGAGGGUACUCUGCAGUGUCCUAUGUGCAGAAAGUCCUGGUGGAGGUUUAUGGACAACACAUAGAAAUUCUCAGAAACCAUCCGAGCCAAGUGCUGGUCAAUGAAGUGUUAACAACCCUUCCUGUCCGCGCAGCUGGUGGGUCAAUCACAGUGAGCAGGAGCGGACGAUACGUUAUCCUGGAGACAGAUUUCAGACUAAGGGUUUCCUAUGACACCGAUCAUUCGGUGGAAGUGAAGGUGCCCACCACCUAUUUCAACAGGACCUGUGGCAUGUGCGGUAACUUUAACAAUCGGAGAGGGGAUGACUAUAUGAUGCCAGAUGGGCAGCAAGCCAAGAACUCUAAUGAGCUGGGAAACAGCUGGCGUGUUGAGGAUGACGAUCCUUCUUGUGAUGUCAUUGUCCCACCCGAACCCUGCCCUGCAGACCAGGAGAACCUCUACAGAACAGACAGAUUCUGUGGCCUGAUAACCAAGAGGCCUGGCCCCUUUGGGAUCUGCCACUCCGUGAUCAAUCCUGAGAGCAUCUUUGAGAGCUGUGUCUAUGACCUCUGUGCGCUGAAUGGGAGUGAGGCGCUCCUGUGUAGCGCUCUGGCGACCUACGCUGAUGCGUGUCGGGAAGCUGGGGUGAUGCUCCCCCCCUGGAGAAAUGUCACCUUCUGCCCUCCCACGUGCUCUGCUCCCAACAGCCACUACGAUCCUUGUAUGACGGCCUGCCCUGCCACGUGUCUGGACCGCCUUGCCCCUGAGAACUGCAGCAAGCCCUGUGUCGAGGGCUGCGCUUGUAAUUCUGGAUUUCUUCUCAGCGGAGGCGCCUGUGUGCCGGAGGCCAAGUGCGGCUGCAUGUUCCAGAACAGAUACUACAGCGAAGGAGAGAGCGUCGUGACGGAGAACUGCACGAGCCGGUGUGAGUGUCUGGGAAAUGGCAACAUGACGUGCAGUGAGCUGUCUUGUGGUCCAGAUGAGAACUGCAAGAUUCAAAGUGGCCUGCGAGGAUGUUAUCCAGCCGGCACCGCUACCUGCCACAUCUACGGUGACCCACAUUACACCACCUUUGAUGGGAAACUUCACCACUUCCAGGGUGCCUGCAACUACACCGUGGUGGAGACCUGCGAUAACGCCUCUGGCAGCUUUAGGGUAACCACCCGAAAUGAACACCGGGGCAGCCCCAGCUGGACAGCCAUUAACUCCGUCGCCCUCACUCUGGAUGGCGUUCACAUUGCGCUCGGGAAGAAAGGAAUUGUCUACAUUAAUGGUGCUUUGGCCUCUCUCCCUGAAACUCCUCUUCCUGGAGUGACCGUUUCACUCAUCGGACGCUACUUACAAGUUACGACCAACCUGGGCGUCCAGCUGCAGUUCAAUGGGGACCACGAGCUCUUUGUAAGAGUGACUGAGAAGUACAAAGGGAGACUGUGCGGAUUGUGUGGGACGUACACAGGGACCCAGCAGGACGACUUCAGGAGACCUGAUGGGGUCGUGGUGGCAGACUUCAAUGAAUUUGGAGCCAGCUGGAAGGUGCCUGACGACGAGUGGCCUUGCAAUUCAACUAUCGUCCCGCCUGUAACGUGCGCUCCCUCCGAGCAGCAGGCAGCCGAGGAACGGUGCAGAAUCCUAAUGGACCGCGAGGGCCCAUUCUCACCGUGCCGUUCUGCGGUGCCACCCGCCCUGUACUUUGAGAGCUGUGUCUAUGACCAGUGUGCCACAGGAGGAAGCUCUGAGCAGCUCUGCAAUGCUCUGGAAUCCUAUGCGGCAGCCUGUGCAGCGGCAGGAGUCGCUCUGGGAGAAUGGGCGGCAGACACUAUCUGCGCUACAACAGUGCAAGAAACAACCCCUCCUUCAGAGACCACUCCGCCCCACACAAUAGGCACCACAACAGAAGAAAGUACCACAGGAAAAUCCUCGACCACUGCAACUCCAACUACAGUAGAGCCCUGUCAGACAGGCCGUGCCACCUGCAGUGCCUCCGGGGACCCGCAUUACUACACGUUUGACGGCAGAGUUCACCAUUUCAUGGGAAACUGCACUUACACCCUCUCCAAAGUCUGCAACGACUCCAGGGGGCUUCCAUCCUUUGACGUGUCCACCACCAAUGAGCACAGGGGCUCCAAUACCAAAGUUUCCUAUGUGAAGGCAGUGCACGUGGAUGUCUAUGGAAGUCAGAUUUCCUUGCUGAAGAACAGGAAAGUGAAUGUGAAUGGCACCAGAAGGAACCUGCCUGUGGUGAUUGAAAACAAGAUCAAGGUCCAGAUCAGCGGUGCCUACGUGCUCUUGGAAACUGAUUUUGGACUCUGGGUCAGAUUUGAUGGAAAUCACUACGUGGAAGUCUCAGUGUCCAGUUGUUACAAGGGGCAGCUCUGUGGUUUGUGUGGUAAUUACAAUGGUGAUGCAAAGGAUGAUAACAUAAAGCCGAAUGGCAGCAGUGCAGGAGAUUCCACUGAGCUUGGGGAGAGCUGGCUAGUGGCAGAGAAUAACACCAUAUGCUCCCCUGAUGAAGUACUAGUCUGUGACCGCCUGCUGGAGAGUGAAGCGAGGAAGAACACAUCCUGUGGCAUGAUCACCGACCCCACAGGUAUCUUCAAGGACUGCCACGCCGUAGUAGCUCCAGAGACAUUCUUGGAAAACUGUGUUUACGACAUGUGUCACGCUAACGAGCCGACAGUGUCCUUAUGCAACGGGCUACAGGCUUAUGCAGAGUCGUGCACAAAUGCUGGGAUCUGCAGAGAAUGGAGACGUAAUACUUUGUGCCCGAUCUCCUGUCCAGGAGGAAGCCAGUACAAGAGCUGUGGGAGCAGGUGUCCUGCCACCUGCGUGAUUCCCUCUGCAUUUAGCCCUUGCAGCUCGUUACCAGUGGAAGGCUGUUUCUGUAAGGAAGGCUACGUUCUGAGCGGAGACACCUGUGUGCCAGAGAGCAGCUGCGGUUGUGUGGAUGGAAACAACCACUAUCAUCAGCUGGGUGAAAGCUGGUUCACCCACGACGCGUGCAUCAAGCGCUGCACCUGCAGCAGCACAAACAACAUCACGUGCAGAGGCUGGGAGUGUGGAGCGCAGGAGAUAUGCAGUGUUCAGGAAGGGGUGCUGGGUUGUUACUCCUCUGGAGAAGCCCCAAUUACUUCAAGUCCAACUACAGUAGGCACCAGUCCACCAGGAAAAUCCUCGACCACUGCAACUCCAGCUACAGUAGAGCCCUGUCAGACAGGCCGUGCCACCUGCAGUGCCUCCGGGGACCCGCAUUACUACACGUUUGAUGGCAGAGUUCACCAUUUCAUGGGAAACUGCACUUACACCCUCUCCAAAGUCUGCAACGACUCCAGGGGGCUUCCACCCUUUGACGUGUCCACCACCAAUGAGCACAGGGGCUCCAAUACCAAAGUUUCCUAUGUGAAAGCAGUUCAUGUGGAUGUCUAUGGAAAUUAUUCGUGGGGGAUUCACUGGGAAUUAUGGGGGUACUUAGUCAUGACCAGAUGUUUCCAACUUGUUGUACAGGUGAAUGGCACCAGAAGGAACCUGCCUGUGGUGAUUGAAAACAAGAUCAAGGCCCAGAUCAGUGGCGCCUAUGUGCUCUUGGAAACUGAUUUUGGACUCUGGGUCAGAUUUGAUGGAAAUCACUACGUGGAAGUCUCAGUGUCCAGUUGUUACAAGGGGCAGCUCUGUGGUCUGUGUGGUAAUUACAAUGGUGAUGCAAAGGAUGAUAACAUAAAGCCGAAUGGCAGCAGUGCAGGAGAUUCCACUGAGCUUGGAGAGAGCUGGCUAGUGGCAGAGAAUAACACCAUAUGCUCCCCUGAUGAAGUACUAGUCUGUGACCCCCUGCUGGAGAGUGAAGCGAGGAAGAACACAGCCUGUGGCAUGAUCACCGACCCCACAGGUAUCUUCAAGGACUGCCACGCCGUAGUAGCUCCAGAGACAUUCUUGGAAAACUGUGUUUACGACAUGUGUCACGCUAACGAGCCGACAGUGUCCUUAUGCAAUGGGCUACAGGCUUAUGCAGAGUCGUGCACAAAUGCUGGGAUCUGCAGAGAAUGGAGACAUAAUACUUUGUGCCCGAUCUCCUGUCCAGGAGGAAGCCAGUACAAGAGCUGUGGGAGCAGGUGUCCUGCCACCUGCGUGAUUCCCUCUGCAUUUAGCCCUUGCAGCUCGUUACCAGUGGAAGGCUGUUUCUGUAAGGAAGGCUACGUUCUGAGCGGAGACACCUGUGUGCCAGAGAGCAGCUGCGGUUGUGUGGAUGGAAACAACCACUAUCAUCAGUUGGGUGAAAGCUGGUUCACCCACGACGCGUGCAUCAAGCGCUGCACCUGCAGCAGCACAAACAACAUCACGUGCAGAGGCUGGGAGUGUGGAGCGCAGGAGAUAUGCAGUGUUCAGGAAGGGGUGCUGGGUUGUUACUCCUCUGGAGAAGCCCCAGUUACUUCAAGUCCAACUACAGUAGGCACCAGUCCACCAGGAAAAUCCUCGACCACUGCAACUCCAGCUACAGUAGAGCCCUGUCAGACAGGCCGUGCCACCUGCAGUGCCUCCGGGGACCCGCAUUACUACACGUUUGACGGCAGAGUUCACCAUUUCAUGGGAAACUGCACUUACACCCUCUCCAAAGUCUGCAACGACUCCAGGGGGCUUCCACCCUUUGACGUGUCCACCACCAAUGAGCACAGGGGCUCCAAUACCAAAGUUUCCUAUGUGAAGGCAGUGCACGUGGAUGUCUAUGGAAGUCAGAUUUCCUUGCUGAAGAACAGGAAAGUGAAUGUGAAUGGCACCAGAAGGAACCUGCCUGUGGUGAUUGAAAACAAGAUCAAGGUCCAGAUCAGCGGUGCCUACGUGCUCUUGGAAACUGAUUUUGGACUCUGGGUCAGAUUUGAUGGAAAUCACUACGUGGAAGUCUCAGUGUCCAGUUGUUACAAGGGGCAGCUCUGUGGUCUGUGUGGUAAUUACAAUGGUGAUGCAAAGGAUGAUAACAUAAAGCCGAAUGGCAGCAGUGCAGGAGAUUCCACUGAGCUUGGAGAGAGCUGGCUAGUGGCAGAGAAUAACACCAUAUGCUCCCCUGAUGAAGUACUAGUCUGUGACCCCCUGCUGGAGAGUGAAGCGAGGAAGAACACAUCCUGUGGCAUGAUCACCGACCCCACAGGUAUCUUCAAGGACUGCCACGCCGUAGUAGCUCCAGAGACAUUCUUGGAAAACUGUGUUUACGACAUGUGUCACGCUAACGAGCCGACAGUGUCCUUAUGCAACGGGCUACAGGCUUAUGCAGAGUCGUGCACAAAUGCUGGGAUCUGCAGAGAAUGGAGACGUAAUACUUUGUGCCCGAUCUCCUGUCCAGGAGGAAGCCAGUACAAGAGCUGUGGGAGCAGGUGUCCUGCCACCUGCGUGAUUCCCUCUGCAUUUAGCCCUUGCAGCUCGUUACCAGUGGAAGGCUGUUUCUGUAAGGAAGGCUACGUUCUGAGCGGAGACACCUGUGUGCCAGAGAGCAGCUGCGGUUGUGUGGAUGGAAACAACCACUAUCAUCAGCUGGGUGAAAGCUGGUUCACCCACGACGCGUGCAUGGAGCGCUGCACCUGCAACAGCACAAACAACAUCACGUGCAGAGGCUGGGAGUGUGGAGCGCAGGAGAUAUGCAGUGUUCAGGAAGGGGUGCUGGGUUGUUACUCCUCUGGAGAAGCCCCAAUUACUUCAAGUCCAACUACAGUAGGCACCAGUCCACCAGGAAAAUCCUCGACCACUGCAACUCCAGCUACAGUAGAGCCCUGUCAGACAGGCCGUGCCACCUGCAGUGCCUCCGGGGACCCGCAUUACUACACGUUUGACGGCAGAGUUCACCAUUUCAUGGGAAACUGCACUUACACCCUCUCCAAAGUCUGCAACGACUCCAGGGGGCUUCCAUCCUUUGACGUGUCCACCACCAAUGAGCACAGGGGCUCCAAUACCAAAGUUUCCUAUGUGAAGGCAGUGCACGUGGAUGUCUAUGGAAGUCAGAUUUCCUUGCUGAAGAACAGGAAAGUGAAUGUUAAUGGCACCAGAAGGAACCUGCCUGUGGUGAUUGAAAACAAGAUCAAGGUCCAGAUCAGCGGUGCCUACGUGCUCUUGGAAACUGAUUUUGGACUCUGGGUCAGAUUUGAUGGAAAUCACUACGUGGAGGUCUCAGUGUCCAGUUGUUACAAGGGGCAGCUCUGUGGUCUGUGUGGUAAUUACAAUGGUGAUGCAAAGGAUGAUAACAUAAAGCCGAAUGGCAGCAGUGCAGGAGAUUCCACUGAGCUUGGAGAGAGCUGGCUAGUGGCAGAGAAUAACACCAUGUAUGUACAGAGGGGAGCUAAUCAGUUGGUCUUUGCUACAAAAGCUCUAGGAAAGCGUGCUGCAUACUCAGCCACGGGACGUCCAUCCAUGACUCCACGACCCAGUCUCCUACUAGGGCUGAGCACAACUCCCAUCCUGUCCAGUACACCCAGGAACCCAUGCUCCCCUGAUGAAGUACUAGUCUGUGACCCUCUGCUGGAGAGUGAAGCGAGGAAGAACACAGCCUGUGGCAUGAUCACCGACCCCACAGCUGCACUAGAAGCUCCAGGAGUUAUGUUGAGUUACCUGCUCAGACUGGAUCUUGCAUUGAGAUGGCACCAGGAUGUGAAGAUUAUUUGGGAAUUGCUCUUUGAGCUCAGAUCAGCUUCGUCCAUCUUCUCUUUCUGUGAUUCUGUUUCUUUCUUGAUUUACGUAGGUAUCUUCAAGGACUGCCACGCCGUAGUAGCUCCAGAGACAUUCUUGGAAAACUGUGUUUACGACAUGUGUCACGCUAACGAGCCGACAGUGUCCUUAUGCAAUGGGCUACAGGCUUAUGCAGAGUCGUGCACAAAUGCUGGGAUCUGCAGAGAAUGGAGACGUAAUACUUUGUGCCCGAUCUCCUGUCCAGGAGGAAGCCAGUACAAGAGCUGUGGGAGCAGGUGUCCUGCCACCUGCGUGAUUCCCUCUGCAUUUAGCCCUUGCAGCUCGUUACCAGUGGAAGGCUGUUUCUGUAAGGAAGGCUACGUUCUGAGCGGAGACACCUGUGUGCCAGAGAGCAGCUGCGGUUGUGUGGAUGGAAACAACCACUAUCAUCAGCUGGGUGAAAGCUGGUUCACCCACGACGCGUGCAUCAAGCGCUGCACCUGCAGCAGCACAAACAACAUCACGUGCAGAGGCUGGGAGUGUGGAGCGCAGGAGAUAUGCAGUGUUCAGGAAGGGGUGCUGGGUUGUUACUCCUCUGGGAGAGCAUCCUGUCAGGUGGCAGGAGAUCCCCACUACUUCACCUUUGACAAGGUGAUGCACACCUUCCUGGGCACCUGCACCUACACCCUGCUCCAAGUCUGCAACAGCAACAGUGUCAUUCCUGUGACCAUCAGUGGCAAAAACGAAGAUCGAGGACAGAGAGGGGCCACGUAUCUCAAAGAGGUUUACAUUGACAUCUAUGGCAACCGAAUCACCCUUCAGAAGAAUAAGGCAAUCCUGCUCAAUAACGAGAGAGUCCGAACUCCGGUAAAGAACCGAUUACGAGGCGUGUCCAUAGGAAAUGUGGGCAUUUACAUGGUAGUGGAAACUGACUUUGGACUGCUAGUGAAAUAUGAUGGAAAUCAGCACUUGGAAAUCAGCCUCCCAGAAUCUUACUUCUCCAAGGUCUGUGGCCUGUGCGGUAACUAUAACGGCCUGCGUGGGGAUGAGCUGCUCAUGCCCAAUGGCGUGCAGGCUAAGAACAUCACACAGUUUGGAAACAGCUGGAAAGUACCAGCCGACAGUGACGCGGGCUGCUUGCCAGACACACGAGAUGAGCUGGGCCCACCUUGCACCGCACAGGAGAAGCCAGGCAUUGAAAACCAGUGCAAUGUUUUAAAGUCGGACACCUUCAAACCAUGUCACCAUCUGAUCGAGCCUGACCUCUUCAUCCAGACCUGCAUCUAUGACAUGUGUAAAUACAAUGGCAUGCUGUCCACUCUCUGUGCCAUCACACAGGCCUACGUGGACACCUGCAAGAAGCAAGGAGUCAUCAUUAAAUGGAGGACCAACACAUUCUGCCCAUUGCCUUGUCCAUCCAACAGCUAUUACACUGACUGUGCAUCUUCCUGCCCAGCCACAUGUAAUAAUAUUUAUGCGUCCUCCCUCUGUGAAAAGCCAACAGAAUGCACAGAAGGUUGCAUUUGCAGUGAGGGCUACGUGCUUAGCGAUGACCAGUGCGUACGACUGAGCGAGUGUGGCUGCAGAGACGAUGAAGAUAACUACUACAGUGCUGGGGAGAGCUGGAUAAAACCCCACUGCACCCACAAAUGCACGUGUCAGAAGGACAAUACCAUCAAGUGCCAGGCCUAUGGCUGUGAUGCUUGGGAGGUCUGUUUCCUCAAUAACAAGGGGAAAUACAAAUGUAAACCAACAGGCUUUGGGAAGUGCCUCGUCAUUGGAGAUCCACACUACCUGACGUUUGAUGGCUUGAUGCAUCACUUCCAAGGCAAAGAUACGUACAUGCUGUCUCAGACUGUCUCCAGCAUCCCCGACCGCCUGCCAUCCUUCAGCAUUGAAGGAAAGAACAAGCUUUUCCCUAGAGUGUCCCACAUUUCGUUCCUCCAGGAGAUCCGUGUCAGUGUUUACAAUCACACAGUGUGGUUCAGGCAGAAGAAGCAGCUUGUGGUGGAUGGAGUGAAAACCAUCCCCCCUGCCCAGCCUCAUGAAGGUCUUCGCAUAUACCAGAGACCAACAAGAAUUUACAUGGAGACAGAUUUUGGCUUAUCGCUCAGCUAUGAUGGUGCUGAAAACUUAGAUAUAACCCUGGCCAACACCUACAAGAGCAAAGUCGAAGGCUUGUGUGGCAACUUUGAUGGGAAGUAUAAGAACGACUUUACCAAGCCGGAUGGCACUCGCGUGCGGGACGUGGAUGUGUUUGGGGAGAGCUGGAAAGUCCCCGUCAGAAGAACAGUCUCCCGGCGCAGGAGAGAAGUCAUUUCAGACGAGGAGCUUGACAAUGUCGAGUUAAACACGGGGCUCACCAGUGGCUGCAAUCCCAGUGAGCUGAGCCUUGUGAACUCCACUUCUAAGUGUGGGAUUCUUACCGAUCCAAAAGGUCCCUUUGGAAAGUGUCAGUCCAAUGUCUCCGUCGAGUUCUUCCAGAUGGGCUGUGUCUUUGACCUGUGUAUGGAAGCUGACAACAACGCUGUGCUGUGUCGGCACCUGGGGCAGUACGCGCUGGCCUGUCAGGAGAACGGGAUCGCACUGGAAAACUGGAGAGCACAGACGCCUUGUGAGAUGCAGUGUCCCACAAACAGCAAGUACAGCAGCUGCAUGACUGCAUGCCCCGAUUCCUGCAGCAACCUGGCAGCCUCCUCCGAGUGCGAGUCACCCUGUGUCGAAGGCUGCGAAUGCCUCCCUGGAUACGUUCUCAGUGGCUAUGACUGCGUGCCCUACAAGGAGUGUGGCUGUAGCUUCCUCAACACAUAUUAUAAGGCUGGAGAAACGUUUGUGACUGACGACUGCUCUCAGACUUGUGAGUGCACAACAAGUUCCAGCGUUGCCUGCACCAGGGCAAUGUGUACACGCAGCGAGAUCUGCGCCAUCGCUAACUUCACUCGCGGAUGCUACAUACCUGGCCCGUGUCUGCAGAAUCUUUGCGAGAAUGGUGGGACUUGUACUGAGGACAGCAACAGCUCUUCCAACUUCAGCUGUGUGUGCCCUGAAGGAUACGAGGGGCCUCUCUGUGAGGCUGAAACACAGGACAAGUCAACGGAAUCUGACAACUCUCUGGUCUACAUCAUUGUGGGAGUUUUAGCAGGACUCAUCGUCCUCGCUCUGAUCGUCUCCCUGCUUGUGUGCAGAUCCAAGUUAAGAAUGAACAGGAAAAAGUCACUGGAAUUCCCCAGAAGGAGGAAUUCGUCUUUGUCCCAGUCUAGGGAUGCGCUGGGCCAGAACCCAUACGUGCCAGACUCCAGCUUCGUGAUCAAUGCUGCAUUUGAUCGGGAUGAACACCAGUAACAUUUGAAUUAGUGGCAUUUUUUAAUUCCAUCUGAUUUUUUUUUUUGCUGUUCUAGUCUAAUAAGUGUUUCUAACCCUUUCCUAAGCACUAAUAAUUUAUAAUAAAUCACUGUACUUCCUGAA